Molecule: messenger RNA, 3236 nt
Organism: Pangasianodon hypophthalmus (striped catfish)
Lineage: Eukaryota; Metazoa; Chordata; Actinopteri; Siluriformes; Pangasiidae
Gene: slc44a5a
Product: solute carrier family 44 member 5a
Exons: 22
Coding region: 483-2657 (724 amino acids)
Biological process (GO): transmembrane transport
Cellular component (GO): membrane
Molecular function (GO): transmembrane transporter activity
Source: RefSeq, a predicted model, not a curated record
AUGCAUGAAUUGAUAAGCCAUCUUCAGUAAAAUAAUGCUGAGGGUUUCUGUGAAGGUGUUGCUCACAAAUCUGUUCCUGAAAGCAGUUUAAGAAACAGGACAUUUACUGAAUGAAUACAGGAGAGAAAAAAACAGAUGAAUCAGUGACCAAAACUCCAACAGAAUAAUAACAUAUGAUUCGAAAUAAUACAAUAAUCACUGCAAACUUUGCAUAAUGCGCAAAUAUUGUGUGCACAUGGUCCAUAAUGGACAUGCGUACAGCUGUGUGUGUGUGAGAGUGUGUGUGCGUGUGUGUGUGUGUGUGUGAGAGAGAGAGAGAGAGAGAGCGCAGCCCGGAGUCGGAGUCUGACGUUCAUUUUAUUCAGUGAGGAUUAAAUCUCUUUAAACCCGACGCUCAUCCGUGCGCUCGCGCGUGUGUGUAUGUGUGUGUGUGUUUGUGUGCGCGUGUGUGUCGUUAUGUAGAGCUGUGAGCGCGCGCGGAGAUGGCGAAACACAGCCCGGUUCCCUCCGCUUUUUACGGCGAGCCACGGAAGUUUGACCCGACAUUCAGGGGGCCCGUCCAUAACAGAAGCUGCACGGAUGUGCUGUGCUGUGUGCUCUUCGUCAUCGUCAUCCUCGGCUACGUCGCGCUCGGCACUGUGGCUUGGAUACAUGGAGACCCCAGGAAAGUGAUCCAUCCUACUGACAGCUCAGGAGACUUCUGUGGACAAAAAGGCACAGCCAAUGCUAAGAAACCCAUCCUGUUCUACUUCAACAUCCUGAAAUGUGCAAAUCCUGCUGUUCUGAUAAACCUGCAGUGUCCUACCACUCAGAUGUGUGUUUCGAGGUGCCCGGACCGCUUCGCCACCUACACCGACGUGCAGCUCCAACACCCCUUCAACAGGAGCCACUGGGAAUAUUACAGACAGUUCUGCAGGCCGGGAUUCAACAAUCCUAAGAAGCCUGUGGCUCAUGUCCUGCGUGAUGAAGACUGUCCGUCAGUGAUUGUGCCCAGCCGACCAUUUUUCCAGCGAUGCCUUCCAGACUUUAUCAUGAGGAAUGGCACGCUGACAGUCGCUAACAGAACGGCUUUUAAGGACGCACUGGAUAUGGCGAGGAGUGUGAGUGAACUUAGAGAUGCAGCUGAUGGUAUAACGGGUCUGCUGGAGGCCAAGCAGCUCGGCAUGAAGAUCGUGGAAGACUACGCCAACUCCUGGGCCUGGAUUCUAAUAGGGUUAAUUCUAGCACUGGUCAUCAGUCUGAUCUUCAUCCUGCUCCUGCGCUUCACUGCUGGCCUCCUGCUCUGGUUCACCAUCAUCGCCGUCAUCCUACUCAUAGCCUACGGAAUCUGCCGUUGUUACUGGGAGUUCACGCUUUUGAGAGAGACUCCCGAAGCAGACGUCAGCAUCACAGACAUCGGAGUCCAGACGAACCUACACGUCUACCUGCAGCUCAGCCAGACGUGGCUCAUCUUCUUGGUGUCUCUGGUUUUAACUGAAGCAUCCGUAGUUUUAAUGCUGGUCUUCCUGAGGAAGAGAGUGUGCAUCGCCAUCGCCCUGCUCAAAGAGGGCAGCAAGGCCAUCAGCUACAUCAUGUCUGCUUUAUUCUACCCAAUCGUCACCUUCGUGAUGCUGGCUGUGUGUAUCUCUUACUGGGCCGUUACAGCUGUUUUUCUGGCAUCGUCUGGUGAAGCUGUGUACAAAGUCAUGUCAGCGCAGCCCAACUGCAAGCACGCCAACCUCACCUGCAGUCCAGAAACGUUUAACAGGACCAACAUCACUAAGCAGUGUCCAGGAGCUCAGUGUCUCUUCGCGUUCUACGGCGGAGAGAGCGUGUAUCACCGCUACAUCUUCCUCCUGCAGCUGUGCAAUCUGCUCGUCUUCCUCUGGUUGGUUAAUUUCACCAUCGCGCUGGGGCAGUGUACACUCGCCGGAGCCUUCGCAUCCUACUACUGGGCCAAGAGGAAACCUGAUGAUAUCCCAUCAUGCCCUGUUUUCUCCUCCUUUUUCCGGGCUGUACGGUAUCACACCGGGUCUCUUGCUUUCGGCUCACUGAUCUUAGCUUUCGUCCAGUUCAUCCGAAUAGUACUUGAAUAUCUGGACCAUAAGCUUAAAGGAGCUCAUAACGCGUUUGCUCGCUUCCUGCUCUGCUGUUUAAAAUGCUGCUUUUGGUGCCUGGAGCGUUUUAUUCGCUUCAUGAACAGGAACGCAUACAUCAUGAUUGCUAUCUAUGGAAAGAGUUUCUGCACGUCAGCUCGGGAAGCCUUCUUUUUGUUAAUGAGGAACGUUGUGAGGGUAGCAGUGUUGGACAAGCUUACAGACUUCCUGCUCUUCUUAGGGAAAAUUCUCAUAACGGGGAGUGUUGGUGUUAUUGCCUUCUUUUUCUUCACACACAAGAUCCCCAUCAUUCAGGAAGAAGUUCUAGUUCUGAAUAAUUACUGGGUGCCUCUCCUGACAGUCGUGUUCGGGUCGUACCUGAUCGCACACGGCUUCUUCAGCGUCUAUGCAAUGUGUGUGGACACACUGUUCCUGUGUUUCUGUGAGGACCUGGAGAGGAACGACGGCACGCCGACGAAACCUUUCCUCAUGUCUCCCGGCUUGCGCAGAAUUCUGGGAAGCGUGGAUCAGAGCCCCGGGAAAUCACGAGCAGCACUGCAUCAGUGCGCCGUCAGAGAAUAGCUUUACUCCUCCUGCUAGCUAGCAUGCUUUAACUCUUUAACUCUCCUCCUGCGGCUGUGAGGACGCCGGCCGCUACGUCCUGUACUGUAACCCGUCUCCGAUGCACUAAGACUGUGACAAACACUGAGCAUUUACUUCCACUAGAGGAGACUGAAGGUGCUAUGCACUAACACACACACACACACACACACUCACACACACACACUCACACACACUCACACACACACAGGUUCUGUCCAACUUUCUAUCUGCCUUAUUCUCACACGUACAGCCGUUUACAGGAUUUUUUGCGACAUCCAGAUUGACCCGAGGUCUGAUCGCUUAUUCAGAGGUAGAACUGAUGUUUUUUUUGUGAUUGGAAUAAAAAAGGACAUUUUUACGUUUCGACUUUAUGAGUGAUAUGUUAACUUUCAACCUCAGCUCAGCCUCAACACCAGAUUUUUUUACAUCAGCCUAAUCAUAACACUCUCAUUUGUUCCCAUAUGGAAAAGCUUUUUUUAUAUAUAUAAAACAUAUAUUUUGACCUGUAUUUAAGAAUAUAUACUAUAUAUAAUGAGUAAAACAUUUGGUGAUGUGCAG